CAGAUUUGCACUAACCUGUUAAGUAAAGCACCUUCAAUGUUCUUCACUAACGCGCCUCUUCCUUUCAUCUACAUGCUCUCAACUUUACUUGAAGCAACACUGAUUUUCCCUCUUCAAUCCUGUUGCCAACCGCGCAUCCAUCACAGCAGGUCCACUAACUUCAUUCUUUUCGUGUAUUUCUUGACACUCUUAUGAUACCCUAGAUUUUCUUAUUCUUCUCCUCGCCUUUCUUAGAUGCGCCCGGCAGCUCGACAUUCAGCUCCGUGCCACUUCAGCCUGUACCCGUACCCACCCACCACCGCCAGUUGAUACGAGUCCUGGCUACAAAACACCAUCCAACGAUUCAUCAAAUAUAACCAUACGGCAAUCGCAGCACAUAUACGUGGCGAAACUACUGUGCUAGCACUUGCGGCACGAUCGCACGCGAUCAAGAUCCUCCGACCGCUCCUACGACGAGAAGCAGCACGAUUAGAUCAAAUUAACUAGCAGUGCUGCUGAUUCCGAAUAACCAGUUACCCGAUCCAGUAUCACCCGAAAAAAAUCCUGAUUAUCGCAUUGAUUGAACAACCGUCACGAUGUUUUUUCUUUAUAACCUUGAGCGACGCGUUACGCUCCACCCUUCUUACUUCGGUAAGAAUAUGCAUGAGCUGGUGACUGGCAAGCUCUUGAAGGAUGUCGAAGGCACAUGCACUGGAAGUUAUUAUAUCAUCUCUAUAAUGGAUACUUUCGAUAUCUCUGAAGGACGAAUCCUUCCAGGAAGUGGCCUGGCCGAGUUCACUGUCGGCUACCGUGCCGUCAUCUGGCGCCCGUUCAAGGGAGAGACGAUUGAUGCCAUCGUCGUCUCUGUCAACCAGCAUGGCUUCUUCGCCGAGGCGGGUCCCCUCCGUAUAUUUGUCUCGACCCACUUGAUCCCCCAAGAAGUCAAGUGGGAUCCGAAUGCUACGCCGCCUCAAUUCACCAACAACGAUGAUACUACUAUCGAGGUCAAUACCCAGGUCCGUGUCAAGAUAGUGGGAACUCGUGCCGAAGUCGGCGAGAUCUGGGCUAUUGGUAGCAUAAAGGAAGACUACCUAGGCACCCUGCAGAACUAGACGAGCCCGGUCGUAUAUAGACCCAAAGGUUCUUUGUUUUGCUUGGUGUCGUCCUUGCAUUUGAGGCAGGACAAUGUUCACGUCCAUGGAUAGCAUACAGUCCAUAGGAUACAGACGGGAACUCCUAAAGACAGUUGGCCUUGAUAAUUGUAGUGCUCCAUAUGCACUUCUAUAUGAGAGCAAGGUAAAGUCUCGGACGUUUGUGACUUGUGAACUUGUACCUGCCAGGAUAUUAGUCGUCUUCAUGGCUACUAAUAAUCUGCAACAACCAUGACGAGAGAUUCGUCAUUAUAUCCCAGGGAGUACAUACAUGUGUAUGUGCAUUUGAAAAGAUUCACAUGAAUAAUGGAAUCAAAAACAGACACUGAUUUCUAUAGCAUUUCGGGAAUGUCAUGUCUCUUACCUGGUCAGGGGCCAUAGUUUCCACAUCAAAAUACAUGAAGGCUAUUGGCUCUCUCUCUCAGUUGACUUUAUUCUUCCUAUCCCAUAGCAGCUUAUGUGACCCCAGGUGCUAACACCAGUAAGAAA
Hypoxylon fragiforme is the source of this 1619-nucleotide messenger RNA. Its product is annotated as RNA polymerase Rpb7-like domain-containing protein. NCBI's taxonomy places the organism in Eukaryota, Fungi, Ascomycota, Sordariomycetes, Xylariales, Hypoxylaceae. Bases 576 to 1091 code for a protein of 171 amino acids. Gene Ontology annotation, molecular function: translation initiation factor binding; single-stranded RNA binding; single-stranded DNA binding. The record is from RefSeq and is a predicted model, not a curated record. The transcript is spliced from 4 exons. Gene Ontology annotation, cellular component: P-body; RNA polymerase II, core complex. Gene Ontology annotation, biological process: positive regulation of translational initiation; DNA-templated transcription; transcription initiation at RNA polymerase II promoter.